AUGCCAUACAGGAAGCGCGUGCCAGAGUUCCAGGCCGUCAUCAUGGCCGGCUACGGAAACGGACUGAUCCCAUUGAGCGACGAGAAGAACAACAUGCCAAAGGCACUUUUGCCCAUCGUCAACCAACCCAUGAUCUCAUACCCUCUCGCCUGGUUGGAGUCCUCCGGCGUCUCUGAUGUUAUUGUUGUCAGCUUGGCGUCGGGAUCAAAAAAGUUGGGACAUUAUCUGGAUAGAGUCUACGAAGGACAGCUUCACAUCAGCAUGGAGAUCGUAGAUGAUAACUGUGGAACUGCCCAGGCUUUGGCCCGGAUCAAGGACAAGAUCAAGACCGACUUUAUUGUGAUCAGCUGUGACCUGUUGACGAGUCUGCCACCUCACCAGUUCUUGGAUAUGCACCGUUCAGAAGACCCCACAGUGACCGCCCUGUUCUUUGAGCCCAGCAAGAGCGAAGGUGGACCCACAGGAUCUAGCAAGGAGACUGAGGUGACGCAGUUUGUGGGAAUUGACGCGUCAAACUCGCAAUUGGUCUACUUGAACAACUCGGAAGAGAUGGACACGGAAGAGUUCUCAGUAAGGGUGUCAUUGUUGAGCAAGCACCCUGUCAUGAACAUCACCCGACUCUUGCAGGACGGACAUUUGUACAUUUUCAAGCGCUGGGUGAUUGACUUGAUCAACGAGGUCUCGAUCAAGCGUUCGCGCGCCAGUUUGAAGGAGCAUGUCUUGCCUCUUCUUGUUAAGAGUCAGCACCAGCGUGUCCUUGCUGACCGUGAGGGUGUCACCAAAGCUGCGGAAUCGUUGACGGCAAAUCCUAGCACUCAGGCAUUGGCGUUGAGUUUGUCGACGACACAGGCACCCGAGAUUGAGGACCAGUCUGAGAAUGCACAAUGGAAGAGCCCUGUCAAGUGCAAGGCCUUUGUCGUCGCCAAGGAUGUCUACUGCGGACGCGCCAACAGCAUCUCCAACUACUUUGAGCUCAACCGCUACUACACAAAGAUUACGGAUAAGGACAGGAACCCAGGAGGACAGGGCCAAGUCGGUGCCGACUCACUCGUAGGAGAUGACACCAAACUGGGUGACCGCACAUCCGUCAAGAAGUCGACCCUGGGUUCACAUGUGACGAUUGGCAAGAACGUCAAGAUUGUCAACUCGAUUGUGAUGGACCAUGUGGUCCUGGAGGACAACGUGAAGCUGGAUGGGUGUAUCGUUUGCUCGGGGGCCAAGAUCUGUGAAAAGUCGUCGUUGAAGGAUUGUGAAGUUGGAGGUGGGUUCCGGGUUGAGAAGGAGACGCAGGCUAGAAAUGAGAGGCUUGUUGAUUUCCAGGAGCAGUAA
Molecule: messenger RNA, 1329 nt
Organism: Linnemannia hyalina
Lineage: Eukaryota; Fungi; Mortierellomycota; Mortierellomycetes; Mortierellales; Mortierellaceae
Source: the annotation of a GenBank genome assembly